Molecule: messenger RNA, 3553 nt
Organism: Aphis gossypii (cotton aphid)
Lineage: Eukaryota; Metazoa; Arthropoda; Insecta; Hemiptera; Aphididae
Gene: Mvl
Product: protein Malvolio
Exons: 14
Coding region: 235-1914 (559 amino acids)
Biological process (GO): metal ion transport; response to manganese ion; manganese ion homeostasis
Cellular component (GO): apical plasma membrane
Molecular function (GO): manganese ion transmembrane transporter activity; iron ion transmembrane transporter activity; cadmium ion transmembrane transporter activity
Source: RefSeq, a predicted model, not a curated record
CAUUAUAAUAAAUUAUAAUCGGUCUUUAUUCUUAUAUCAUUUGUCCCCUCUCCGGUGUCGAUCGUUAAAAAAAAAAUAUAUCUUUUUAAACAUUUUUUCAACCAGCCCAUUGUUUGGUCGUUCGGUUUACUUUUACUGAGUUUCGGUUAGGAACGGAGUAUUAACGUUGUUUUUAUUCACAAUUUUCAUUUUUCAUUUUUCUUACACCGGAUGAUGACAAAAUAUUAAAUAACCAUGUCUGAUUAUUGUUUAGUGCCCACAAUGGAUGAGCCACAUCCGAGGCCGACUGAAACUACAGGCCUGUCGAGAAAAGAUAAAGAAGAGAGAGUUCAUAUCCCUGAAUCAAGCUCGACGGGAUUUAGUUUUCGAAAACUAUGGGCAUUUACAGGGCCUGGAUUUUUAAUGAGUAUUGCCUACCUCGAUCCAGGUAACAUAGAAUCAGACUUACAGUCUGGAACGACUGCCAGGUACAAGUUAUUAUGGGUGUUAAUGAGUGCUACCAUUUUGGGUUUGGUAAUGCAACGGCUAUCAGCUCGCUUAGGUGUUGUUACUGGUCUUCAUUUAGCUGACAUGUGUUAUCGCCAGUACAGAAAAGCUCCAAGACUAUUUGUUUGGCUAAUGAUGGAAGUUGCUAUCAUUGGUUCAGAUAUGCAAGAAGUUAUCGGUACUUCAAUUGCGAUUUAUUUACUGAGUAACAAAUUGAUACCACUUUGGAUAGGAGUGCUGAUCACUGUCAUUGAUACUUUAUCUUUUUUGAUGCUGGACAAGUAUGGACUUCGAAAAUUAGAACUAGUGUUUGGUCUAUUCAUUGUUAUAAUGGCAUUGUCAUUUGGAUAUGAGUUUGCAAUUGUUCAACCCGAUAUAAAAGAUAUGGCUAAAGGAUUAGUUACCCCAUGGUGUUCAAAUUGUCAGGAAUCUGCUCUUCUUCAGGCUGUUGGAAUUAUUGGAGCAAUCAUAAUGCCACAUAAUCUAUACUUACAUUCAGGCCUAGUCAAGUCUAGGGAAGUUGACAGAACAAAAAAAGACAAAUUACAAGAAGCCAAUUAUUAUUUUUUUAUUGAAUCUUCUAUUGCUUUAUUUGUAUCAUUUGUGAUCAACGUAUGUGUUGUAUCAGUUUUUGCUCAUGGAUUAUACGAUAAGACAAAUAGUGAUGUGUUGGAGAUCUGUACCAAAAACAAUAAUACUUAUUCAGAUAUUUUUACAAAUGAUACUUCAUUAGUAGAAGUUGAUAUAUACAAAGGUGGAGUAUUCCUUGGGUGUCAAUUUGGCAUAGGUGCUAUGUACAUUUGGGCAAUUGGUAUUUUAGCUGCCGGUCAAAGUAGUACAAUGACUGGAUGUUAUGCUGGUCAAUUUGUAAUGGAAGGGUUUUUAAAUCUUCAAUGGAGCCGAUGGAAAAGAGUUGGGUUUACUCGACUGGUUGCUAUUGCACCCACAUUUUAUGUGGCAUUUUUUAGUAAUAUUAAUGAUCUGACUGGUAUGAACGACCUAUUGAAUGCAGUAAUGAGCUUACAACUACCAUUUGCUACACUUCCAGUAAUUGCAUUCACUAGUAAUCCUAGAAUUAUGGGAGAGUUUACCAAUGGAUUGGGAAAUAUUUUAAUAACAAUCAUUUUGUCUGCUAUUAUAAUAAGUAUAAAUAUAUACUUUGUUAUCUAUCACACAAUCACUAAUUUCAAUUACAAUUUGGCUUUAAUAAUUGGAGUUAUGGUAUACAGUGUAAUUUAUUUAUUGAUGUGCGCUUAUCUUACAGUACAUCUUGUUAUCAGUAUGCUGGAUGAUUGUAGUGUGCUACGUAGAAAUCCAUUUGUUAUUCGAUUUAUUGGUCCACAAAUUGGCAACACUUUUUCUCAACAUCAACAAACAAAUUUUUCACCACCAAGCAGUCAAGAUGACGUAACAAAUAUCAAGCUAUAAUAAUGAAUAAUGAUGGAAUGUUGUUGCAUGUGUCAAAAAGAUUGCACUUAACACCAGACAACUAGCAAAUUACACGAGAAGCACAUGGUGGGCAACAUUAUCUAGUUACUAUUAUUGUUAUGUACAUCUGAUGGAAGAAUUGUGACCUUCUAUUCUAGAUUUUUGUUUGCUGUGAACAAUAUUAUAUAUUUAAUUAUUAUUUAUUUAUUUUCAAAUUGUCUACAUUUGUAUUUUUAAUUAUCAUACAUUUUAAAGAAAAAAUAUUUUUUCUUUGAUAUUUAUUGUAAUUAAUAAUCCAAAAAAUGAGUACUAAUCAAGUGACUAUCGAAUAGUUUACACAAAUUAAAAUAAUCUAAAAUUAUCAUAGUAUGUAAAUGUAUAUGACUGGAAUUAAAUAGUAAUACAAAUCAUCAUUGAUAAAAUAUAUAUAUAUUAUGUAUACGUGUGUAUAUAUGUUUCUAAAUUCAAACAGAAUUUGUUAAAUGUAUUAACUCAAUAUUUAUUAUUUUUUUAAUUUUUUUUUUUCAAUAUGUAUUUAUUAGUGUAUAUUUAUUUUAUUUUAUACAAUAAUAAUUAUAAGGUUGUUUAAACUCGGACAAGCCUUUAUAAUUAAACAUAAACUUUUCUAUAAGUAAACAGUUUUCGUAGUAAUUAUUAAUUAUUUUCAUUUACAUGUACUCAAUAUUAUUGUUAUUUAUGUUUUUUCGUAGCAUUACUAAUUCAUUGUAUACAAGAAAAUGUCUUUUUAACUUAUCAAUGUCUCAUAGACAAAAAACAAAAAAAACAUGUGAUAAAAAAAAUUGUUAUUGAAAUUAUGUUUUAAUUGGAUAAAUUUAUUAUUUGUUAUAAAUUAAUAUAAAAUACUAAAUAGAUACCAAUAUUAUUUAUUGACAUGUAAAUUAUACUCUUUGAUUAAAUUAUUAAUUAUAUGUACAUAUAAUAUAAUUUUAUAUAAAAAAAAAAUGUAUUUUUGUCUUUCACUUUAUGAUUUAAAAUGUAUACUUAAUUGUAUAUAGGUACCUUUUUACCUUUUUGGUUAAAUUACAUAUUUAAAACAAUUAAUGUUACCCUACUUAUUACUGUUAUUAUUAUUUUUAAGAAUAUAAUUAUACCAUUUUUGUACAAGAUGAUUUUAUGUGCAAUGAAAAUUAUUAACAAUUUUAUUAUUUUGAACAUUAAAAGUAUAAUUUUAAAUAUUAAAAUAAUAGACAAUGAAAAGUAAUAAGUAAUAUUAUAUUAUAUAAGUUAGAAGUCUAAUGUUUUAUCUAUAAUUUUGAAUGUACUUAUGAUUUAAAUUUGGCCAUUUACUUAACAAAUAUAUUACAUAAUAUGUAUUGAAGUUAUUCUUUUCCAAGAUAUUUAAAUUAUAAUGAACUUCCAAUGAAAUAUAUUAUUAUUUUUAUUGUAAAUAACAUUUAGUAUAAUAUACAAAUUCAUAUUACUAUAAUUAGAUAUUAUGAUAAACCAUGUAUGCGAUUUAAUUAAAAAUUUAUAACUAUAAUUAAAAAAUCAAUUUAACUUGACAAGGCCAAGUUAGUAGCCAUAAGUUUAUCAAUUUCCAAAAAUAUCUACUGGGAAAUAAGUAAUAUAAUAACGUUUUUAUCUAAGUGAUAUAAAUAAAUGAAUCCAACUGAAAAUA